This is a messenger RNA of Dermacentor andersoni, 2204 nucleotides long. The record is from RefSeq and is a predicted model, not a curated record. NCBI's taxonomy places the organism in Eukaryota, Metazoa, Arthropoda, Arachnida, Ixodida, Ixodidae.
CGUGGAGUACAGCGGACCGAAGGCAGACGGCGUCAUGUACCUCGUCUUUGGCAUCAUCUCCAUCGUGGUUAUCGUGGUAGUUGUCCUUCUGGUCGUGUUCCUCAUGAACAGAAGCCCGGCAAAUACCGCUGAGCCAGCGAUGGAGGGCACGACCGCAUGGAGCAAGUGCAGCAACCCGUGCAUGGGGGCCGGCAAGGUGUGCCAUCCAGACUCCAAGAAGGACGCCGAUGGGUGCUUCGUGCAGGAUUGUCAUUGCUACUCGCCGGAGGCCGCGCACAUGUGCAACAACCCGUGCAACGCCACUGGCCAGGUGUGCCACUUCGGCUCGCCUUUGGACGAGCACGGAUGCUACACGCCAUCUUGUCGAUGCGUCACGUGUAAACACGAGUGCCCGAUGGACAAGAAGUGUGACCCAAACACGCCGGCGGGACCGGACGGCUGCCCGAUGCCCGGCUGCACCUGCGUGCCGAUAAUGUGCCCAGCGCGGUGCCCGCCGGGCAAGCAGUGCUCGCCGGACGCUCCGACAGACAUGCAUGGUUGCUUUGAAGUGGACUGUCAAUGCGUGGCGGUAUCGCUGGCUACUACGCAACCAUGGACGCCUCAUCCUGACGGAACUCCCAAGCCAUGCCCAGUGCUCUGUCCUGCAAACUUCUCGUGCCACAAGAUGCAACCACUCGACGCAUCGCGGUGCUACGUGGCUCCUUGCCCCUGCGUUCGCGACACGUGCCGCGACCCAUGUCCUGGCGGGGAGAUCUGCGACCUGAACACGCCGAUAGAAGCCGACGGAUGCCUCAUGUCUCCCUGCACCUGCGUUCCUCAAAGUGGUCAUGUGCAACCAUCGGCCACGUCAUCUGCGCCAGUAGAAAUCUCGCGCACAGCGGACUCAAGUACGCCGGACUACUCGAAUUCUUCAUCGAUGCCCGGGUCAAGUGACGCGACAAAUUCUUCAUCUACGGUGCACGUGAGACGCGCUCUUGAAGUCGAUGCCGACGAAGAUGGAGUCCCUGUCCUCAAGCGUAGUCCAGCAAUGCCAGAGAAUGGGAAUGGUUCCGAGGGCGGACAUGCACAGGAUCCAAGCGACAGCGCAAGCGCACCGCGUUCACUACCUGGCCCAGCACACCAUCCAGAUGAUCUUAUCACAGACGACGGCGCGCGAGAAGACUCCACUAAGCCGACAGAUCCCUCCGGAGGCGACGCAAGUUCAACCCCCGUUGCGGAAAGUACUGUGCAGAAGAGCUCUUCUGCUCAAGACGAGCCCGUAACUGAGGGCGGAAGCGCUCAACCUGACACGGGCAGCGUGAGUGUCGCGGAUGGAGACUCGCCGUCCGAAGAUUCCAAAUUGACAGGUUCCGGAGAAACAGCAGAAACCAACGCCGCAUCUGUGACGGAGUCCGUCAACGUGGACGCUACGUCCAUGGACGACGAGGUGGUUUCAGCAUCGUCACCGGGUCCAGAUAAUUCUGAAAAACCCGACGCCACAGAAGUGAACGAUGGCGAAAUUUCUUCAGAAGUGUCCACGGACACGACGGCGAGCCCUGACGGAGACUUGGUGGCUAAAGGUGAAACACUGACUGAGCCUAAAGAAGCCGUCGGUGACUCCACGACUGAAGUCAACGCGAACGCUGCGGUUGACGCCCAAGAGGCACCGGUGACGUCGCCCAAGGAUUCCGAAAAAAUUGAGGAGGCCGAAUCCCCGCCUCCGGACGGAGGCGAAGAUACCUCAAAAGACUCUGAUGAGAAGGCAACGAGCUCUCAACAAGGCACCGGUGACGAAGACGCGUCGAGCGCGAAAGAAGCCACCGGCACAGACCCCAGUGCUGCCGGUGAAACGGUUGGCGGCGCUGAACCGUCAACGGAGAUGCCGUCAGCCUCGGCUGCGGACGUGGAAAGCGGGUCGAGGGUGCGCCGCAGCGUCGACGCGGGUCGUGUUCUGGUGCUGGAGCCACCAGUGAUCUCCCUGGGCAAAACACUGGUGAAUGGCGCGUCGAGCGCCAUCAACGCCACCCGAAUACUUGCAAAAGCUAUUCGCUCAGGUGGGGGUUACCAGGAAGACACCAGGGCAAAGCACGCCCCAAUCUUGAUACCAUCCGUCGGUGAACCGGCCUCAAUUGGACUACAAUAUCGUGUUGCAAAAGAAGUGGCCACUAAAGCAAAUAUCACCCGCCAGCAUGGUUUGUAGGCAAAUAAAUGUUUCUCGUCGGUGC